Messenger RNA from Rhinopithecus roxellana (golden snub-nosed monkey), 5820 nucleotides. RefSeq names its product zinc finger protein 286A (gene ZNF286A). Gene Ontology annotation, molecular function: DNA-binding transcription factor activity, RNA polymerase II-specific; RNA polymerase II cis-regulatory region sequence-specific DNA binding. Lineage: Eukaryota; Metazoa; Chordata; Mammalia; Primates; Cercopithecidae. Bases 752 to 2326 code for a protein of 524 amino acids. The record is from RefSeq and is a predicted model, not a curated record. Gene Ontology annotation, biological process: regulation of transcription by RNA polymerase II. The transcript is spliced from 5 exons.
UUGGUUGUGGUGAUGUCGCUCGUCUCCGCUCGGCCUCGGCAGUGGUUACCCGGGUCGUUCUGUGGCAGAGUGCUCGUUUGUUAAAGGGGCCUCGAGGGCAGACCAUGAGCCCCGUCCCUUCUCACUCUGGCCUGAUCCUCUCCUCCGGGGACGCGAUUGUGCGACGGGCGGGGCGGUCGCGGGGUCCUGGGCCAGUGCCCCGAACGCGGCAGAAUUUGCCCAAAUUCCUGAUGCCUCAGCGUCACCUCUUCCAGGCGCCCGGUUCCCCCAGGGACAGCUCCAAGCGGUAGGGACAGACACCUGAGGACCCAGCCUCAGGGAUGCUGUCCCUGGGCUUCCAGGCUCCAGCGCCGCAGGACUGAGGCAGACUCCACUGUGAGAAAGAAACCGACCCGAUCUAACCCAGGCCUUUCAUCAGAGCCCAGGAGGGAAGCAGGAAGUGGGACCACGAGGCCCGGGGGUCUUCUAAUUCGUCUGGCCAGGGAGAUCUGAAUUGGGGUGAAGAGCAGAAUCUCCAGAACAAGGAGGAAGUGGUGAUCAUGGAGACAGAUUUGACUGAAAUGCCUGAGAAAAGAGGUGAGAAUUGCGGACGUGUUGAACUUGUGGCGUGAAAGGACGAAAUUUCUGCUCCUGAAGGGAAAACGGUUGGCUCACGGGAGGUGGCUCUUGGCUGGCUGUCUCCAUUGUCUUGGGGAUGGAUGGGCUUUUUAAGUGAGACUGAAGGGCUUGGUAUGGGAGCACCGCCCUUUCCAUGGCAGCUGGACACACAGUGGACUCUUCACAGCUACCCACAAAAUCUCUGUCUUCCCAGGAUUCUCCCCAUUUCCAAGAGAAGAGCACAGAAGAGGGAGAAGUGGCUGCUCUGCGCCUCACGGCCAGAUCCCAGGAAACAGUGACAUUCAAGGAUGUGGCCAUGGACUUUACGCCAGAGGAGUGGGGGAAGCUGGAUCCUGCACAAAGGGAUGUGAUGCUGGAGAACUAUAGGAACCUGGUCUCACUUUGGCUUCCAGUUUCCAAACCUGAGAACUACAACUUGGAGAAUGGAAAAGAACCAUUGAAGCUUGAGAGAAAAACCCCCAAAAGCAGCUAUUCAGACGUGGAGACUAGACCACAGAGCAAGGAUUCAACUUCAGUGCAAGAUUUUUCCAAAGCAGAAUCAUGCAAAGUUGCAAUAAUAGACAGACUGACACGGAAUAGUGUCUAUAACUCCAACUUGGAAGCAGCUCUUGAAUGUGAAAAUUGGUUAGAGAGUCAGCCAGGAAAUCAGGAGAGACAUUUGAGAGAAAUGUUCACUCACAUGAAUUCACUCUCUGAGGAAACAGACCAUGAGCAUCAUGUAUACUGGAAAAGCUUCAAUCAGAAAUCUGUCCUUAUCACUGAAGACAGAGUUCCCAAAGGAUCUUAUGCCUUUCAUACACUUGAAAAAAGGUUGAAACAAAAAUCAAACUUAAUGAAAAAGCAGAAAACUUACAAAGAGAAAAAACCUCAUAAGUGUAAUGAUUGUGGUGAACUCUUCACCUACCAUUCAGUGCUUAUUCGACACCAGAGAGUCCAUACUGGAGAGAAACCCUAUACCUGCAAUGAAUGUGGGAAAUCUUUUAGCCACAGAGCUAAUUUAACUAAACACCAGAGAACUCAUACUAGAAUUCUCUUUGAAUGCAGUGAAUGCAAGAAAACCUUCACAGAAAGCUCAUCCCUUGCAACACAUCAGAGAAUUCACGUUGGAGAGAGACCUUAUGAAUGCAAUGAAUGUGGGAAAGGUUUUAAUCGAAGUACACAUCUUGUGCAGCAUCAGCUGAUUCAUACUGGAGUGAAGCCUUAUGAAUGUAAUGAAUGUGAUAAAGCUUUUAUUCAUUCAUCAGCACUCAUUAAACAUCAAAGAACUCAUACUGGAGAGAAACCUUAUAAAUGUCAAGAAUGUGGGAAAGCCUUUAGCCAUUGCUCAUCCCUAACUAAGCAUCAGAGAGUUCAUACUGGAGAAAAGCCAUAUGAAUGCAGUGAAUGUGGAAAAACUUUUAGUCAGAGCACACAUCUUGUUCAACAUCAGAGAAUUCAUACUGGAGAGAAACCCUAUGAGUGUAAUGAAUGUGGGAAAACCUUCAGCCGGAGCUCCAAUUUUGCUAAACAUCAAAGAAUUCAUAUUGGAAAGAAACCGUACAAAUGUAGUGAGUGUGGAAAAGCCUUCAUUCAUUCAUCAGCUCUUAUUCAACAUCAGAGAACUCAUACCGGAGAGAAACCCUUUAGAUGUAAUGAGUGUGGGAAAAGCUUUAAGUGCAGUUCAUCUCUCAUCAGACAUCAAAGAGUUCACACUGAAGAGCAACCCUGAAAAAUUAAUGUGAAGAAAUGUAAGUUGGUUUUAUCACUAUAUUAAAUACUUGUGUGUUUAGGUGGAAGAUCCAUCCAUAAUAUGCAUGUGAGGACCAAUUCUGUAUGCAUCUAAUUUCAUUUGUGUAAUACAUACUUUUGAGCCAUAGGCAGGUUCCUUAUGUCCAUUAAUUUGAUCAUUAUGACAUGUAGCCAGCAAUUUCAAAAUUUUAAUCUCCAACCUCCCAAAUAGCUAUUUGUGGAAAUUCAAGAAGUCCCUGAGAGUGGGUAGCAGUACAAACGUUGUGAAAUUCAGUUUUCCCCUCUCUUGGUUAUGUCAGAGCUUUGUUGUAAGCCUCUUGCUUUGUAAGGGAAUUCUCAUUGGGUAGGUUAGGCUGAGGGCUUAUAUCCUUAUCAUCAGGAAGACACAAUGUUGUUAUUUAUUACUCUUUGAGUCCCAAGUUGAGAUCUAGAUACACAUAUGGUACAAUUCCUCUAGAGUGUCAUUUCUUUUAUAUUAUCCAUAAAAACCAAAAAGGCCGCGUUGAAAGUCCUUAGCAUUCCCUUCCCCCCUCAACAAGCUGCUGUCUAAUUUGAUGGCUAUAACUAGGCUAUAUAAUAUUUACAGACAAUUCUAAGUUAUGUUCACAUGGAUUAUGUUCAUUGAUUUUUUUUUUUUUUUUUUUUUUUGAGAUGGAGUCUUGCUCUGCAGCCCCAUCUGGAGUGCAGUGGCGCGAUCUCAGCUCACUGCAACCUCCACCUCCCAGGUUCAUGCCAUUCUCCUGUCUCAGCCUCCCGAGUAGCUGGGACUACAGGCACAUGCCACUACACCCGGCUAAUGUUUUUUGUAUUUUUAGUAGAGACAGGGUUUCACUGUGUUAGCCAGGAUGGUCUUGAUCUCCUGACCUCAUGAUCUGCCUGCCUUGGCCUCCCAAAGUGAUGGGAUUACAGGCAUGAGCCACCGCGCCUGGCAUCAUCAUUGAUUUAUAUCAUUGUUAUCCCUCUACUGUGGAGACCUUCUUUCAUUUUCCUUUUCCCUGGGAGUUUAUGUGAAGUAGCAGAUAGGUCAAAAUCUUAACGGUGGUUGUUGAUCAAGUCCCUCCUUUUUUAUCCUUGGCACUGAAUGAAUCCUUGGUUUUCUAUAAUCAAAGGGUCAGGGAGACUUCCUUUGUCUACAUUAUUCAGCUUUCUGUAAGCUAUGCUGUGUCCAUUUGAGAAAAAGCCCUAGGGAUAUUGAGGGUCUGAGAAGUUGAGUGGCUCAGUGUGUUAUUAUAUUUAGGGUCUCAGUAAAGAAGAAUUGAAGCAACUGUGAGACACAGGGCAUACUUCCCUGUAUAAGUGGAAAACAGGUACAGAAAAUAGCUCACAAGAUAGUCCUCAACUGACUUGCUUGAGGAUAAGCAGCUUCCCUUCAUGAAGAAGUUGCCAUUUCUCAGGCCUUCAUAUUUACCUACUUUUUGUUAUUGUCUUCUGUAUUAGUUCAGUCUCACACUGCUAUGAAGAAAUGCCUGAGACUGAACUUAAAAAAGGUUUAAUUGGCUCAUACUUCCAUGGGCUGUACAGGAAGUGCAACUGGGGAGGUCUCAGGGAGCUUUUACUCAUGACAAAAGGCAAAGCCAGAGCAGGUAUCUUCACAGGGCAGGAGCAGGAGGAAGAGAGAGAGGGGAAGUGCUACACACUUUUUAAACAACCAAAUCUCAUGAGAACUCUAUCACGAGACAGCACUAGGGGGAUGGUGCUAAAUCAUUCAUGAGAGACUACCUGCAUGGUCCAGUAACCCUGCACCAGGCCCUACCUCCAACAUUGGGGAUUACAAUUCAACAUGCGAUUUGGGUGGGGAUACAAACCUAAACCAUAUCAUUACUCAAAAAAAAAAAAAAAAAAAAGAAAGAAAACAGGAAAAGGAACUCACCUCUUUUACCAUCUUAGUAUUUAGUACUAAUGGUUUAGAGCAGGAAUUGACAAACUGUGGCCUGGACUCAUCGACCAACUCUGACCCACCACGUUUCUCAGAAGAAAAUUUUAUUGGAACUCAGCCACACUUACUCAUUUACGUGUUGUCCUUGACUGCUUUUGUGUCCAGUGUCAGAGCUGAGUAGCUGCAGUGGAGGUUGUGCCUUUGCGCUUUAAUAUCACAAACAGAGCAGCUUAUAAACACCAGAAAUUUACUUCUCACAGUUUUGGAGACUGGGAAGUCCAAGAUCAAGAUGUCAACAUAUUUAGGGUAUAGGGGAGGUCUGCUUCUUGGUUAAUAGAAAGCACCUUUCACCGUGUCUUCACGUGAUAGAAGGGGAGAGUUCUGGUAUCUUCAGCCCCUUAUAAGGGCACUAAUCCCAUUCAUGAGAGCUCCACCCUCAUGACCUAAUCACCUCCAAAAGGCCCCAUUUUGUAAUACCAUCAAUGAAGUUUCAUUAUAUGACUUUGGUGGGGAUAUAGCCCAUAGUAGGUUGUAUGUCCCUGAAAGCCUGAAAUAUUUACUAUUUGGCUCUUUACAGAAAAUAUUUGCUUGGCCCCUGUUGUAGAGCAUUCAUCAAGAAAUGGGAUAAAGGGUUUAAACCAGUCAGAGAAAUUAGGUGGAAUGGAAAAGUUGAACUUACUGAGAGUUCAUAGGGGUCAGAAAAAUAAAAGAGAUGGGAAAUGAUGUAUCAAAAUACUCCUACCUCUAGGAUGUUACUAUAUAUUGUCAGGAGAAUUCAAGUUAUUGAAACUUACCAAAUUCUUGAGUGAAAAUAAAUUCAUUUGAGGGCCAAAAUUUGACUAAGGAAAGAAGACCAACAUGGGCUUUUCAAAGUUGAGUUUGAAUUCUGCCACCCCCACUAAGCAGUCAUGUAAGUUUGAAAAACUCCCUACUCUGAGUCUCAGUUUCUUUAUCUGUAUUAGGUUUCAACAAAGGGAAUAAAUCAUCAGCUUCUCAUAAAGUUGUCAUAAGGAUUAAAUAAGACAAUGCAUAUAAAGGAACUGGCAGACAAUAAAUGUAGAGUCCCCCACUCCUGCUUGGUGCUCUCUUUCUCUCUCCUUCUCUACAUAGAGAAGUGCUGGAGCAUCUGUCAGUAGAAGUUACUUAAGGGUGGCUGUGUCUUCCCCAUCUUUUGUUUACCCAUGAAGAACUGUGACCAUCCUGUUCUCUGGCUUAUCAUAAAGAUGGGACUUGACUUCUUUCUGCUCUUGCUUCCAUCUGGUGCUGUUCUCUACACAGCCUCCUUGAGACCAUCCAGAACCUUCUUUUUUCCUACUUCAUAUCACUUAACCAGUAGCUAUCUGGGAUGGUUCCAGAGGCUGAAGUUUGCAGUUGAGUAACCUUUUAAAUAGUGUUAAGGGACUUGGGAUCUCUGGCCCUUUGCGUUUCAGUAUUUGUCCUUUUUAUGCCUGAUGUUUAACCUGCCACAUGUUUGUACUGCAAUGUGAAUCUUGGAAAUUUUAAUGUUAUGCAUUUCAAUUUUUUUGGUUAUUUGUAACCUAAAUGUGCUCUUAUUGGCUCACUUGUCAAUAAAGAUGUUUUAUAUGUAUUGUCAGAAA